AUGCGGUCGUCGCUGGUAACGUGUUAUGUGAUGGUGGCAGCAAUUGCUAACGUAAUCGCUGCCGCCUCGCCUACGGAUAUAAUUCGAACAUUCACCGAUAAAGAUGUGCAGGCAUUCAACCACCUGGUCGUUGACAAAAAUACAGGAAGAGUUUACAUCGGAGCUGUCAACAGAUUGUACCAACUAUCGCCUGACCUGGAGCUUGUGGUGUCUGAACAAACUGGACCAAAGAUGGACUCCGAUGAUUGUUCCGUGCUGGAGUGCAAUAACGCGAAAAACAAAAAACUCACGGAUAAUGUCAAUAAAGCCCUCGUUAUCGAUUAUACUACAACAAGGUUGAUUGCUUGUGGUAGUUUAUUCCAAGGUAUCUGCACUGUAAGAAAUUUGCACAAUAUCUCCGAUGGUGCAAUAGAAAUUAGGGAAGCUGUGGUGCCAAAUAAUGCGACCGCAUCCACCGUGGCUUUUAUUGCACCCGGUCCUCCUAAUCCCCCAGUGUCACAAGUGAUGUAUGUCGGUGUGACAUUUACUCUGGGUUCGUACCGUUCAGAGGUACCAGCAGUGAGUUCUAGAUCAUUAGAUAAAGACAAAAUGUUCGCAAUCGCUCAAACCGCGGUGACUACAGGGACCAGAAUGUUUGUCAAUUCUUUAGCUAGGGAACGAUAUCCUAUAACUUACGUUUACGGCUUUGCCUCGGAUGGUUUUAGUUACUUUCUCACCACUCAAAUGAAACAUACUUCUUCUAGUCAAUUCAUUAGCAAACUUGUACGCGUAUGCCACGAUGACGAGAAUUACUACUCGUAUACCGAAAUUCCCAUAGACUGUACCAGCGAUGUAAGGAAAUACAACUUAGUCCAAUCAGCUUAUGUAGGAAAAGCCGGCUCGGAUCUAGCUUCUGAUCUUGGUAUUACUGCACAGGACGAUGUACUUUUUGCAGUUUUUAGUGAAAGUGAUCCAGUUGUCCAGAACAAACCAUCUGAUUUAUCUGCUCUGUGCGUAUACUCUCUUAAGGCGAUUAGAAGAAAAUUCAUGCAGAACAUUAAGACCUGCUUCAGUGGUAAAGGACAAAGAGGCUUGGACUUCAUUUCUCCAAGUCAUCCAUGUGUUCCAACGAAAUUAUCAUCAAUCGGCGAAGAUUUUUGUGGUCUAGACGUUAACACACCCCUUGGUGGUGAACAAGCAGUUGCGGCAAUUCCAGUUCUUCUAUUCAACACCAGAUUAACUGCAGUAGUUGCUACGUCAACUGGAGACUUCACGGUUGUGUUCAUUGGAACAAGCACCGGCCAUCUCAAAAAGGUGGUAGUUGAGUCGCAAACAUCAGCUCUCGAGUAUGGAGAUAUUAUUGUUGAGGAAGGAUCGCCAGUGAAUCAAGAUUUGCAUUUUGAUUCCCAGUUGAUGCAUCUAUAUGUGAUGACUGAGAAAAAGAUAACUUUUCGGUUGGCAACAAAAGAAGGCUUCCAGCUACAAUGUGUUAGAUACUGUUUCGGAUUUCAAAAGGAACUGAUUAGAUGGUGUAGCCUUAGAUCAGACUGCCAAGAUGCUGCCAAAGACCCACUUUACUGGAUUAGUUACAAAAGCGGGCGCUGUACAACGAUAACCUCAGUGAUUCCCAAUCAACUACAAAGAACCACUGCAAGAACGCUGGAUUUAGUAAUUGAUAAUCUACCAAGCCUUAGCGGUCAUUUCUUGUGCGCAUUUACCGCUUUGGAUAAAACACUUGUUACCAAUGCUACAAGGAAAGGAUCAGGGGUCAAUUGUACCACUCCUAGGACUGAUUCGUUACCAUCCAUACCUCCAGGGCAACAUCAUUUCACUGCCAAACUGUCUGUGAGAAUGACAUCAGGUCCAGAUUUUGUCGCGACCAACUUCACAUUUUUUGACUGUAACACCUACAGCUCAUGCACCCAAUGUGUAUCAUCAUCAUUUCCCUGUGACUGGUGUGUCGAUGGUCACAGAUGUACUCACGAUACAGCUGAAAAUUGUAGAAAUGAUAUUUUAGUUACCGGUGUUAGUCGUGCCGGUCCAAGUUAUAGAUCAGGCCCUGCAUUUUGUCCAACUAUCAACUCAACAGUUGGAAAUACUCCAGAAAUUCUGGUGGCAUCUGGCAUCAAAAAAGCCAUCAAAGUGAAAGUUCACAUAAUUGGCCAAUUUAUAGUGCAAACUCGAUUUGUUUGUCAAUUUAAUAUUGAAGGAAGAGUUACCAGUGUGAACGCUCAACUAUUGGGUGAUACUAUUUAUUGUGAUUCCAUGGAAUUUUCCUAUUCUUCCAGAGCACCAAAUAUAACUGCUACUUUUGCUGUUAUUUGGGGUGGUUCUAAACCGUUGGAUAAUCCUGAUAACAUUCAUAUCGUGAUAUAUCGCUGUCAUGAUAUGGCAGACAACUGUGGUAUCUGCUUAGCCUUAUCCGAAAAGUAUGAAUGUGGUUGGUGUCAAAGCUCAGAUAGAUGCGAAGUCAAAGAGCAAUGUGAACGUGGCUCAGCAGUAUGGCUAAAUAGAAGUCAAACCUGUCCAAAUCCAGAAAUUAUCUCUUUUAGUCCUGAAUUGGGACCUUGGGAGGGUGGCACUAAUAUCACCAUCCAAGGCAUAAACUUGGGCAAAACUUUUCAAGACAUUUACACAGGAGUGAGCAUUGCAGGGAUAAACUGUCAGCCAUAUGAACACCUUUAUAUUAAAACCAAACAAAUAGUUUGUAUUGUUGAUGGGCCUGGUACCAAGGAACCACGUCAAGGACCUGUCACAGUCAAAGUGGAAGAUUAUAGAGGAGAAUCGAAAACUCAUUUUAGAUUUGUUGAUCCUUCAGUGAGUGGAAUAUCGCCCAGGUAUGGGCCAAAAUCUGGUGGUACUGCUCUUCAAAUUACUGGCGAAUAUAUGAAUGCGGGAAGUAAUAUUCAAGCGUUUUUGGAAGAUUUGCCAUGCAAGAUUGUAUCGACUGAGCAAAACCAAGCUUUAUGCAUCACGAGCGCCUCAAAUUCAACCUCUAAAAAAAAAUUACGCAUGAAGUUCGAUAAAGGUGACAGAUAUCUAGAAAAUAUGAUGUUUGAAUAUGUUGAAGACCCAGUUAUCGAGUCGGCUGAAUCUGGAGUACAAACUGGGCAAAUAAAAUUUCCCAAAGGUAUUCCCGCUGGAGGUAUCAAGAUAUCUGUUACAGGGAAAAAUUUGGCUUACAUACAAAAACCUCAAAUGUAUGUUUUUUAUGAACAGAAAAUGUUCAUUAGUGAAUGUACUGUCCUAAGUAACAUUAGUAUGGUCUGUAUGAGCCCGGUUAUAGAUGAAGUAGAAACUUCUAAAUUAGAUGCAGACAAUCCCCUUAAGUUGGAAUACGGUUUUCGUAUGGACAAUGUAACUGGUGUUCAAAAUCUCACUCAGUCAAAAAAGGAAUUCAACCCGUUUUUAUUAUACCCAAACCCCACGUUUUAUCCAUUUGAUAAAGAAGUCAAAUAUUAUAAAUCAGAUUAUUUAAAUAUCAAUGGACAAAACAUUGAUAGAGCUUGUCAAGAAUCAGAUGUUGAAGUCAGAAUUGGUACUAGUUAUUGUAAUGUGACAUCAUUGUCACGUCAUCAAUUAACUUGUAGACCACCUGAAGCCCAACCUCCAGGUGUUGAUCAAACUGGACAGCCUAAUGGAGAGGCUUUACCAGAAGUUGUAGUAACAGUUGGAGGCAUUUUACGAUACAAUAUUGGUCAUUUGUCUUAUUCAUCACCACAGAGUUUAAAUGGGACGUUUACCAAACCAACUCUUUACGGAGCUGUGAUUAUUGUCAUAAUAAUUGCAGUGUCAUUUAUUUUGUUCUUGAUAGCUUAUAGAAGGAAGUCAACUGAGAGCAACAGAGUGCUCAAAAAUAUGCAAGAGCAAAUGGAUAUCUUGGAGUUGAGAGUGGCUGCAGAAUGUAAAGAAGCAUUUGCUGAACUUCAAACUGAAAUGACAGACUUGACAAGUGAUCUUACUUCUGGAGGUAUACCAUUCUUGGACUACAGGACCUAUGCUAUGAAAAUUUUAUUUCCCAAUGAAGAUGAUCAUGUAGUGCUUCAAUGGGAAAGACCAGAAUUAAUUUGCAAGGAGAAAGGCCUUCGGCUUUUCGGUCAACUCAUUAUGAACAAAACAUUUCUGCUCUUAUUUAUCAGAACAUUAGAGAGUAACAGAUACUUUUCUAUGAGAGAUAGAGUCAACGUAGCAAGCCUCAUAAUGGUUACCUUACAAAGCAAAAUGGAAUACUGUACAGAUAUACUCAAAACUCUACUAGCUGAGCUUAUAGAAAAGUGCAUGGAAGGAAAAAGCCACCCUAAGCUGCUUUUGAGAAGGACCGAAAGUGUGGCUGAAAAAAUGCUUAGCGCAUGGUUCACCUUCCUAUUGUAUAAAUUUUUACGGGAAUGUGCCGGAGAACCUUUGUUUAUGCUUUUUAGAGCUGUCAAGCAGCAGGUUGACAAAGGUCCUGUAGAUGCUAUUACCUCAGAAGCUAGAUAUUCACUUAGUGAAGAAAAACUUAUUCGACAAUCAAUAGAUUUUAGGCCAAUGACUGUAUAUGUAUCAAUAUCUCAGCAAGCCUUUGUGGGAGGUUUAGAUAUUAACACAGAGAAUGUUCCUGUAAAAGUAUUGGAUUGUGAUACCAUUAGUCAGGUUAAGGAAAAAUGCCUAGAUACCAUAUAUAGAGCUACGCCAUAUUCACAGCGACCUAGGAAGGAAGAUCUUGACUUAGAAUGGCGUACUGGAACCUCAGGUAGAUUAAUUCUAUAUGAUGAAGAUAGCACAACCAAAAUAGAAGGCGAAUGGAAACGAAGAAAUACCUUGCAGCACUAUAAAGUACCUGAUGGCGGAUGUCUAAACUUAGUAUCUAAACAAAGUUCAAUCUACAACUUAAGUAUUUUCUCAGACAAGAAUGAUAAAACUCAUAAAUAUGAAACACUCAAUCUAAGCAAAUUAAGCUCUGUUAGCCCUCCUCUAAGCAGAGCUACUAGUCCUUUAAACCAUGACCAUGACCAAGGGCUAAAAGUUUGGCACUUGGUUAAACAUCACGACAAUGACAACCAAAAGGAAGGGGAGAGAGGCAACAAAAUGGUUUCAGAAAUUUAUUUAACAAGACUUCUUGCCACCAAGGGUACCUUACAAAAAUUCGUAGAUGAUCUAUUUGAAACUAUCUUUAGUACAGCACAUCGAGGUUCAGCUCUACCUCUUGCCAUAAAAUAUAUGUUUGAUUUCCUCGAUGACCAAGCGCUACAACACGGAAUUUCUGAUCCCGAGGUAGUGCACACGUGGAAAAGCAAUUCCUUGCCUCUCAGAUUUUGGGUCAAUCUAAUAAAAAAUCCAAACUUUGUAUUUGACAUUCAUAAGUCAAAUAUUGUUGACGCGUGUCUAUCUGUAGUUGCUCAAACUUUUAUGGAUUCCUGUUCUACUUCAGAUCAUAGAUUAGGUAAAGAUUCUCCUAGUUCUAAGCUGCUUUAUGCCAAGGACAUUCCAUGUUACAAAGAUUGGGUCGAACGGUACUAUUCAGAUAUUAAAACGAUGCCUGCCAUUUCAGAUCAAGAUAUGAAUGCUAUGUUGGCAGAAGAUUCUAGACUUCACACAACAGAAUUCAAUACAAAUUGUGCUCUGCAUGAACUCUACAAUUACGCCAUGAAGUACAACGAACAAUUAACUGUCACUUUAGAAGAAGACGAGUUUUCUCAAAAACAACGUUUGGCACUAAAGCUUGAACAGGCCCAAAACAUAAUGAAUGAAGCUGGGCAACCAUGAUAUUGGCCUGACCUGACGUGUCAGUCAGCAGAGCUUGAUUUGAUGUGCUCAUCAGAUGACACACUACCAAUGCAUCCUACGUCGGAUGAUGGCGUCGAUCUAAUGAGACCAUCAGCCCCGCCCCUGUCUCCUGCACUUCAGGAAUUAGCUUGCUGAUAAAUGUUAUACGCCAAAUUAGUCCCCUGCCUUGCUGUCAACUCCCUGUUGUUGUUCACAUUUGGUUUUUAACUUAUUUUGAUUCUCUUUAACGAUGUACUUUUCAAUUGUAAGUUGAUGAAGUUACACUAUAAACAUUCAGUUUUCUCAAAGUAUAAGUAUAUUUAGCAUCAUUAUCAUAAAAUGGCAUUAAAUUUAAUCAUUUAUUGAUGAAACUUUUAUAGAUUUCGAAUUGUUGCGCAAAAAAAAAUGAUUUGUUUUUUUGUUAGUAAGUGAAUUUGCUCAAAUGGUAAGUGCCUUUCAUAGGAAUAAAAACUGGUAGAAGUGAAAAGGUUAGGAAGAUGAGUUAAUAAAUUGAAUUUUCUAUUGACGUUAUUAGAAGAAAAUACUGAUUAUAAAUUGUUAAAUUUUUAUUUGACUCCAAUUACUGCUGACUGCUAAAUAUCACAAAUAGAAAAAUAAUUAAGUAAGAAAAAUGUAAAAUUAAUUUUUUUUGGCCUGGAACUUAUUAUAAAGAAAAUGGAUGUAGAUAAAAAAUAAUUAAAAUUAAACCCUGUAGUCUUUAGUUAAAUAUCAUUUUAUUAUUAAUUUUUUGCCAUUUAAUGCACAUUAGAAAAAUUAAAAAUAACUUGAGAUUGUUUGUGCAGGAUUUGAAGAAUGAGCUCAUUCAUCACCCUGAAAUUUCAAUUACGAUAAUAUUUCUACCUAGCCAGAAUUUACAUGUUUUCACACAUAAAAGCUAUUAUCAUUUCAGCAAUCUUGCAUCUUCCAUUCAAAAUCAAAUAUAUACUUAACGGUAAGAACUUGACAUAUGCAUACAUAUAAAUAUAGAAAAGGCAAUUAAUGUAAUUGGUAAUUGAUAAUAUUAGAAAAAAAUCUUUAGUACCUACAUACCUUAUGAAGAGUUAAAAAAAAACUCAAAUGUGUAGAAAUGACAAAGGAGUUGUACAGAAGGGGAUGGACUAAGUAAUACAUAUCCCUACAGACUAUUAAUUCUUUGUGUGUUACGAAAUUGCUGUUGUGCAAUUAUAAUUGUUCAGUGUAUAUGAGGAGACAGUCCUCACUCAAGUAACUCGAAGUGCCUCUAGUAGAUUGAGUGGGGCUGCCUCCAAAAAUGAAUGUACUAUAUUUUUAUGAUAACAAGUACUAAAGUUAUGCUUUGUUGUGCUGAUCAUGUCAGCCUUAGUCCAUACUAUCAAUAAUUAAUUGAAAUAUCAAGUCUAACAUUGCUUUUUUGAUAUGUGUAUAAUAAUAAUUAUACCUUUAUACAGUUUAUAAUAUUUUUAUAUUUUAGUUUGGAAGCCUGUACCCUACUUCUACUAAAUUAAUGAUAUAACAAUAUCUUCUUGAAUAAUGAAAUAGUUAUUACUGUUAUAAGGCCGAUAAAUAGCAAAUAACGGCCGGGCUGAGGUUUGUGAUCCGAGGCGAUAUAAUCAGCCAAGGCUGUUAUUUGCAAUUAUAGGCUGUGUUUCGUUCUAAAUUUUUCGUCAGACUGCAGAAAUCUUUCAAUCUAACAAAAAAAACACUCGUAUAGGGGUAUGUUUGAAAAUAACGGCCGGCGGCCGUUAAAUACACCUUUUCAGUUUCAAUUUCGCUCAUAUUAUAGUAAGAUAACAGUACAGUAUGACGAAAAAAUAAUAACAGAAUACAUUUUUUAUGAUUUAUCUUUUACAAAAACUAACUUGUAGCUUGGCGAGCUUUUCGCUAAAACAUACAUAUUGUAUUGAUAUUGAUGUUAUAUAGUCAAAUAUAUGAAAUUUAAAAGAAAAUGGUAGAAUUAAGGUACACCACUCGAAUGCAAUCAUUGAUGAUUGUCUUCCGGAACAAGGAAGCACCAGGGUGUAGUAUUACUUGCAACCUUUCAAUCAUUGAAUGUCACAAUCGAAACAUGCAAAUGCUUUAAUUUUAAUGAACUAAAAACAAUAAUUAACGGUAAAUAAUAAUGUUUGCAUUGUAGUGGAAAUUAUCAAAAUAAAAUUUAGAAAGAAAGAGUUCACUAAAAAUAAAGCAAUACUAUGUACGGGUCGAUUUCAAUGUGGUUUUUGUGUAUGUGUCAUAAGGCUGUGUAAGUUAUUGUAAACAACCAGCAUGCAUAAUACAUUACCUAACAGGAAACACUAUAAAUAUGUCUAUAAUACCCUAGAGGCUUUUGAAAAGGAUCAUUUUGAUGAGCAUUUUCUGUUAGGAAGUGUAAUAAUUAAGUUGCCGCACCAGGAUUCUCUGAAACGUGUUGCUGCCUACAGCUACGCAUUGGUUCCGUUUGAGGUUAUUUAGUUUUUGAAGAAACAAUCUUAGGUAAUAAAUAGGAAAUAGCAAUUUGAAAAUAAGUUUUAAACUCUAGCAAAACCUCUUUAAUCUAGAAAAUUGACAAUAAAUAUCGUCAAUUUUUACCAAUAAUUAUAAUAAUCGAGCAAUAUGUUUCAACUACCUAUACAUUUCAAUUUAAAUACAAAGGCUUCCACUUUUAGGGUAAGCCAAAAGUUGCCAUUAGAUUCUGAAUAGUUACCUACAACUUUUAAUUUAGAUUUUUCUCAUUACAUUUUUCCAUAUACUUACAACUAUGCUUCAAAGGCCAGCGACACUGUUAUCAAAACUGCAAGAAGCUUGGAUUAUAAAAAUUAAGAAUGUAAGGUACCCAUUAAAAAAAGACAUACAAUUGGAAAAUUUUAAAACUGGCUGAAAAAAAUAGCAAAAUUUGGAUAAGUGUGAUUACAGGGAUUUUACUAUGUUUUUUGUUCAAAACGAUUGAAAAAAAUAAUGAUUCCUAUUUCUUAUUUAAUCACUAACCCGCUUCCUCUUGCUGGCACCCUGAAUGGACAUGAUUUAUCCUAUUAAAUAUCGUUGAAGAAUAAAAAUAUUUAUUUACAAACAAUAAAUAACCUGGGCAAUAUAUUAUUUUAUUUUUACUAUAAUACUAAUUUAUAUUUGUACCUCUUACUGGGUUUCAUAUUAUUUUAUCUUAUUUCGUAUUGCUGAAUGUUUCUUAGUCAUUGUUUUAUAUUUGUAUGAUUGGAUUAUACUCGAGCAAUUUUUCUACAUUUAUACUCUAUUGAUAUUAAGAUUUUUUUACUCAGUGAUAUGAACAAUUCUUACAUGAUUAUUAUUGAACAAAUAAUAGUUACUGAAUUUUCAUUCUAUCUGUUAAGGCUCUUAGUUGUGGUACGUUUGACAACAUUUGUUCACCUAUUAUUCGUGAUUUUUUUAUUACAUAGUUACUUUUAAAUUAAGAAUUGUGUAUUAGUUUUUAAGUAAAAGUCUAUAACAUUCCUUUGUAGUGAAAGGGUAUUAUAAUCAUAUUUAGCUCCUAAUUAUUUCUUUUUUUUUCAAUCAAAUAUGAUCAGAAUGCAUGUCAAUAAAAUGUCCAAAGAAACAUUCAGUGACGCAAUAGUAGCCAGUUGCAAUAUACUUAUUUUUACUGUUUGUUAUCUUUAAACCACGUUUAAUUGCCAUUUUUAGUUAAUAGGUAAAUAUAUUGUUUAUAAAAAAAAUCUACCAUACUUAACUUUAGUACAGUCAAUAAUGUAACUACACGAGGCGUCAUAUUAUUUAUUUAAAACUAAUGAUUUAUUGAAAAAUCUAUUGGCUGCCCUAAACAACUGUCUAAAACCUAGCUAUUGAGUUUUGAAAUUAAUGAAAAAAUUAUCAGAACUGAAUUCCAUAGUUACCUGGGAUCAUUUAAAAAACUUCUUGUGAUGAUAAAUCACUGAUAAACAAGUUAGUACCAUAUAUUAACAAUCACUAAUUGCUAGCUUUUAGACUAAAUAAAAAAUUUGAUUAAGGGAACAAAAAAAAAUUGCGAAUGCUGUUUCUAUAUUCAUUUACUUACUUUUAUGUUGAUAGUUACAAAUAAUCACCGUCCUUAUUGGAACAAAUGUUUUCUCUCAGAACAGCUUAUGGACAGCUACGCAUAUCAUGUUCAGAUAGGCACUUCUUGUAUUUUUUUUAAUGCCUGUAAAAUUGUUUUAUGUUUUAUUUUCCAAUUAUUUUUUUAUGAAUUUUAUUUAAGUAUUGUAUAUACAAUUUUUAUGCCAAAAAAAAUUGCUUCUGGACAACUGCAUAGUAAGAAUUGUAAAUACUAAAUGUACGUAUGUAAAGUAUGGCUUGGUGAAUGAAUAUUGUGUUUAUAUGUACGCAUCAAUUGAUAUAUCCAUAGUAAUGUGUGUAUAUCUGUUUGCAUCUGCAAUAAUAUGAAUGGUAAUGUAUUACUAUAUGUUAUUUUAAAAGACUGAAUGGAGUUACUAAACUACUUAAUAGAAAAA
Messenger RNA from Ceutorhynchus assimilis (cabbage seed weevil), 10139 nucleotides. The record is from the annotation of a GenBank genome assembly. Lineage: Eukaryota; Metazoa; Arthropoda; Insecta; Coleoptera; Curculionidae.